AAACAAGUGAUUCAACGAAUCGUCGAUCUCUUAAACGGAUCAACCGAUGAUUUGCAAGUCUUGGAAUUCAGUACAUCUGACACUACAAUCAAAGUCUUUAAAAAUCGUGUCCAGAAUUUACUUAAAUGUCUGAACGGUGUUCCCAUAGUAUUGGUAACUGACGGCAAAGCAGCGAUUAAUGCUUCAUAUCUAUUAGAUUUAUGCUCUAAAGCGGGUCUCGAGUCGGGUGUCAUUCAAUUGGUUAUAGCGGACAACAAGAAUGUUGAAAAUCUGACCAAAACUACUAAACCAUUGCGCGCUCCCAUAUAUGCAGUCUUUGAAUCGGGAGAUAUCGAGUGUGCGAUCGAUGCGAUCAUCAAUUCCUAUAUCAAUGACACUAACGAUUCCGUCAGUGUUUUUGUUCAACAAUCCAUUUACAAGAAGUUUUGCGAACAAAUGAGGACUCGUUUAUCAAAUUGCAUCGAAACCGGCGACAGAUUGAGUCCUAACGCAGAUAUUAUCUCAAAUAUUAAUGUCAAUUACGAUGGAAUCGAUUUCGACAACGAAAACAAAUCCUUUGAUUUCCAAGUUUUCAAAUUCCGUACUAACGAUGAGCUCAAGAAUUUGAUCAAUCAUUUCAACGAAAUUGCUUUCAUUUCUUUGUGGGCAGAGAAGACUUCUUUAGCCAUUGAAUUCGCAACUCUUCUCACUUCGAGUGCAAAUAUGGAAAAAAGUUUGUGAAGAAGAAAGAGAAGAACUUAUCAACAAUUAUAUCAGUUAUGAGAGCUCUCUUACAGACUCUCAUCAUUUGUCUAAAUUGCAGAGUUUUAAUCAACGAAUCGUCGAAAGCAAAGACAGUAAUGGCAUUCAAUUAUCAAUUACUCGUUUGGAAGCAAUCGGUUUAAUCUUCAUUAAAAUUGGCGAUAAAUUUGACGGCAAAAUAUUAUCUACUGUUUUAGAAGCACUCAUUUCCGGCAAUUCUGUACUGAUUUCAGGAAAUAAUGCCAACAAAUUGCCAGAAUUUCUAAAUCUUCAACAAUAUCUACAAUCAUCUGGUAAUGACAUCUUCCACUUCAUUGAUGAAAUGGACACUCAAUUAGAAGGAAAUGGUGUCUUAACUCUGGGCUCAAACGUUGUCGGACUUUAUUUACAACAAUUGGAUGAUUUGUGCCAAAAAUCAUUCGUUAAAUUUGGGAAAACCAUUACUUUAUCAUUUGGUGACAUAAGUUUCGGAAAGUAACAGUACUUUACAAUUAAAUCUCAAUUAAUUUACACAACGAUUAAUAUUUGUAAC
Medioppia subpectinata is the source of this 1273-nucleotide messenger RNA. The record is from the annotation of a GenBank genome assembly. Lineage: Eukaryota; Metazoa; Arthropoda; Arachnida; Sarcoptiformes; Oppiidae.